Messenger RNA from Sclerotinia trifoliorum, 1787 nucleotides. NCBI's taxonomy places the organism in Eukaryota, Fungi, Ascomycota, Leotiomycetes, Helotiales, Sclerotiniaceae. The record is from the annotation of a GenBank genome assembly.
CGAACCUCGUCCAACCCCUCAUUGAUCGACAAUUUGAGUAGUAUAAUUAUAAGUUCAGCAAUUCCCAUAACUUCAGACACCUUUCGUCUUUACGAUCAACACGAUUUGCAACCUUCUCGUGUGCCUUUACUUGCAUAUUUUCGAUCACAGGAAUUUUUGUACGGUCCCGCUAUCAGCCAAAAAGUGGUGUGCUUGAAAAUCAAGUCAUCUGCCUCCACUCUACAUCCAGUUGACCCAUUUUCGGGCGCACAUUGAGACCUUGGGCGUAAAAGGACGUAUUUGGUCGCCGCGACAAAGGUCGAUAUACAGUAAUACAGUAAUUUUUUCAAUACACUUUACUUUUCAAUAUAAUGGAGAAGGCGAUGCCAGCUGUCCGUGCACCAUUCAACCAGUCGGCUGGAUCGUCGCAGGAUGUGAAGGAACGGUUCUAUCGACACUUUCAAGAAGAAGUGACAGGUAGGUCAAGGUCUGCCCGGCUACUGAACCUAAUAAUCUGGGAAUGUUAAUCUUUCAAUAGAUCUCCAACAGCGAAUAGGCCAGCUCGGGAAUCUCUCCUUGGUUGGAGGGGAAAGGCAAGAUGCUACAGACUACUGCCUUGCCAGUAUCACAAGACUAUCCAAUGAAGUCGUCGAUGCCACUGAUUAUCUUCCAGCAUAUGAUCAGAGAACUUAUUCUCAGGCAAGGAUAUCCUCAAAGAUCGAUGCACCUAUACUGAUGACGGCCAGGCCAUUAAAGGUCUUUCAGAGAAUUUACAAGAGGUGAAAGCCAAAGCCGCACCAAGAACUAGGUUUCGGUUCACAUCUACGAGCAAGAAUAGUUCCGCGGUUUCUAUCAACGACGCCGCUCAGCUAGCCAAAGAAAGUCUUGAUGCUGCUAUGAAGUCGUCCAUAAUGACUUCUACUGAAUCAUCAAUAGCUACGACGCCAGCUGAUUCAAUGACACCACUUAAUGAAAACAGCGCUAGAGACAUCGUUGGCGAUCUCCCUUCUUUCCCCAAGAAUUAUAAUGACGAGAUGGCCACUGCCUCUGACCAAAUUCGAAAGCCGAGUUUCUCAGAAGCAAGCACCAUAAAUAUCACAGGUCACACUGGUCUUCACAUUAUCCUACCUUCGUCAGCAUCCCGCGCAACCUCUUCUGGGGCUAUAACGAAACUUAAUAGGUGUAUUGUCGACAUGUCGGUACCGACGGCCAACGGAGCUCCUUUUGCUGGGCUUGCCUUGAAGAACAUUAAGCAUUCUUUAGUUAUAGCUGGGCAUGUAGCAGGACCAGCGCAUAUUACCAGUGUUGAGGAUAGCAUAAUUGUCGUUACGUCAAGACAAGUCAGAAUGCAUGAGUGUAAGAAUGUUGAUAUAUACCUGCAUUGUGCUAGCCGGCCCAUCAUCGAGGACUGUAGCAAUGUUAGAUUUGCACCAAUCCCGGAUCCCCAGGUAUGUUCUACCAUACUUUAUAGCUAAUAACAGAACACUGACAUUAUGUUUAGAAUGUUACGGAUGAAUCCAUCGAAAACCAAUGGGAUCAGGUUGAUGACUUUAAGUGGCUUAAAGCAGAGCCUAGUCCAAACUGGACUAUCUUACCCGAAGAGGAGAGAUUGAAAGAGGAAAUUUGGACCGAUGUUGUACCAGGAGGACCGGCGUUCGGGCUUGAUGAUAUUCUGAAGAAGGUUGGGCUCGUGGGGCGAUAAUUAUCAUUGACCUCCCUCGAAGCGUACAGUCCUCUGAUGCAGGUCAAGCAGUGUACAUAAAAUGAAUGUUUAGGUAAUGCUAUAGCGUAGUAAUAAAACGUUUCUU